Molecule: messenger RNA, 165 nt
Organism: Didymodactylos carnosus
Lineage: Eukaryota; Metazoa; Rotifera; Eurotatoria; Philodinida; Philodinidae
Source: the annotation of a GenBank genome assembly
UACCUUUCACCCAUUUGAUGUACCAAACUUGUUUUAUUUUAUUCAGGUUUCGGAGGUGGCGUUAGCCCAUUCGCAGGAGGUGUAAUGGGAGGCGGUUUCGGAGGUAUGCCUUCAGGCUUCGGUGGUUAUGGCGGUGGAAUAGGUGGUGGUAAGACAUUGACAUAA